CGUGGAUGAUACACCGGGGCGAGAACUGGAGAUGGAGUUGCUCGUGAUCAGCCUCUCCUUAUGGAUCCUGCAGUGCCGCUCAGCUCGCGCGGACUCCAUUAUACACAUCGGAGCUAUUUUUGAACAGAACGCCAUACGGGACGACGAGGUUUUUCAGCUUGCCAUUUCAGACCUGAGUUUGAAUGACGACAUCCUCCAGAGCGAGAGGAUUACCCAUUCUAUCAAACUUAUCGAGCCCAACAACCCCUUCCAGGCUGUACAGGAAGCAUGUGAACUGAUGACGCAGGGGAUCCUGGCCUUGGUCACAUCUACAGGCUGUGCCUCAGCCAGUGCUCUGCAGUCCCUGACAGAUGCCAUGCACAUACCUCACCUUUACGUCCAGAGAAACGCCGAAGGAUCACCUCGUACCGCAUGUCAACUCAAUCCAAGCCCAGACGGAGAGAGAUACACCCUCGCAUCGCGACCGCCCGUCCGUCUAAGUGAUGUCAUGUUGACGCUAGUUGGUGAGCUGCGUUGGCAGAAGUUCAUCGUCUUCUAUGACAGUGACUAUGAUAUCCGUGGACUGCAAGUCUUUCUGGACCAGACAUCAAGACAGGGUUUGGAUGUGUCUCUGCAGCGAGUGGAUAGGAACAUCAGUGGCGUGUUUUCCAGUUUGUUCACCUCCAUGCGCACAGAGGAGCUCAAUCGCUACAGGGACACUCUCAGAAGAGCUAUCUUGCUCUUGAGCCCUCGCGGAGCACAGGUCUUCAUCAAUCAGGCUGUGGAAACUAACCUGGCCUCUAAAGACAGUCACUGGGUGUUUGUGAAUGAGGAGAUCAGUGAUACUGAGAUUAUGGAGCUAGCCCACAGUUCCUUGGGAAGGAUGACGGUCGUCAGGCAGAUUUUCCCUCUGUGGAAGGACAGCAGUGUGAGCUGUAUGAGGAACAACCACCGCAUCUCCUCAUUGCUCUGUGACCCUCAGGAGGGCUACCUGCAGUCGCUGGAGGUGUCCAAUUUGUACCUUUAUGAUAGUGUGUUGAUGCUGGCUAAUGCAUUCUACCGGAAAUUAGAAGAUCGGAAGUGGCACAGUAUGGCCAGCCUCAACUGCAUCAGGAAGUCAACCAAGCCCUGGAACGGAGGCUGGUCCAUGCUGGAAACGAUCCAAAAGGGCCGUAUAACUGGUCUCACCGGAAUUAUGGACUUCAUGGACAAUGGAUCAAAUUCCCAUGUUCAGUUUGAGAUUUUGGGGACCAGCUUCAGCGAAACGUUUGGAAAAGACAUAAAGCGAUUAGCUACAUGGGAUUCUGUCCAUGGCCUGAAUGGAAGUCUAAAGGAGAGCCGCAUUGAGAAUGGCAUGCAAGGGGUUACCGUUAAAGUUGUGACGUUGUUGGAGGAUCCAUUUGUGAUGGUGGCAGAGAACAUCCUCGGACAGCCCAAAAGAUAUAAAGGGUUUUCAAUUGAUGUCCUGGAUGCCUUGGCCAAGAUCCUAGGAUUCAAGUACGAUAUCUACCAGGUGGCAGACAGCAAAUAUGGCUCUCAGCUGUCCAAUGGCUCUUGGAAUGGCAUGAUUGGGGAACUCAUAAACAAGAGAGCCGAUUUGGCAGUGUCUGCCAUAACUAUAACACCAGAGCGAGAGAACGUUGUGGACUUCAGCAAGCGCUACAUGGACUACUCUGUAGGGAUACUACAUCGAAAACCUGAGGAAAAGAUCAACAUUUUUUCGUUGUUUGCCCCUUUUGACUUGGCUGUGUGGGCCUGUAUCGCAGCUGCCAUUCCAGUGGUGGGCGUUCUUAUCUUCCUGCUGACACGGAUGCAGAUGCUCCGCUCCCAGAAUCCUCCAGGAGCCCAUCACACUUCAUCCAUGUCUAACUCAUUGCAUAGUGCUAUAUGGAUUGUCUAUGGAGCCUUUGUACAACAAGGUGGAGAUUCGGUGGUGGGGUCUGUGGCAUUGAGGAUAGUCAUGGGCAGUUGGUGGUUGUUCACAUUGAUUGUGUGUUCCUCUUACACUGCUAACCUGGCUGCAUUCCUAACUGUGUCCCGCAUGGACAACACUAUAAGAACGUUUCAGGAUCUUGCAAGACAGAUGGACUAUGCCUACGGCACUGUUAGAGACUCAGCAGUGUAUGAUUACUUCAGAGCCAAAGGUACAAACCCACUGGAGCAGGACAGCACAUAUGCAGAGCUGUGGAGGACAAUCAGCAAAAACAAUGGACAGGAUUUCUCAGUUUCUAGCCCUUCUGAAGGCAUACGCAAGGCCAAAAAAGGACCUUACGCAUUUCUGUGGGACAUGGCCGUGGUGGAGUAUGCAGCACUGACUGAUGACGACUGCACCAUUACUGUAGCUGGCAACAGCAUGAGCAGCAAAGGCUACGGCAUCGCCAUGCAGCAUGGGAGUCCUUAUCGAGACCUCAUCUCCCAAAAGAUUCUGGAGUUGCAGGAGAAAGGAGACCUGGAUGUCUUAAAACAGAAGUGGUGGCCUCGGACUGGCCGUUGUGACCUCAACAGCCACAGUAAUGUCCAACCUGAUGGUCGGUCGCUCAAGCUCCAUAGCUUCGCCGGCGUUUUCUGCAUCCUAGCAGCGGGGCUCCUGUUGGCCUGUCUGGUGGCCGCCCUGGAAAUGUGGUGGAACAGCAAUCGCUGCCGGCAAGAGCAGCCCAAAGAGGACAAGGAGGUGAACCUGGAACAGGUGCAUCGGCGUAUGAACAGUCUUAUGGACGAGGACAUGGCACACAAGCAGAUCCCCGCACCAUCUAUCGAGAUCUCUGCCCUGGACAUCGGCAGCAUGCCGCCCAGCCAGCAGCGGGAGGCUGUGCGAGACUACCCGGGCACGGGCCUGUCUGUGAGCACCUUCCUCCCGGAGCAAGCUCAUGGGGUGGGCCGGACGCUGGCCCAGGGUCCUGGCAGCACCCUACCCCUUCCUCUCAGCAGCUCCACCAUGCCCUCCAUCCAAUGCAAACACAGGGCUCCCAACGGGGGCCUGUUCCGACAGAGUCCCGCCAAGACGCCCAUGCCAAUGUCCUACCAGUCAGUACCAGGAGGACCCAUCCCAGAAGCUAUUGAGCAUAGUACAUCCAUCUAAGUCCAUCGUCACCAUGGGCUGCCUCACACUUGCUUUUCAAAGGAAGAAAGCCGAGGUGCAGUUGGAGCUUUGGAAACUGUGGCAGUGUAAAAAGAAGGGUGGGGGGAAGUACGCAGAGAUUUUUAUUAUGAAAAAAAAAAGAAAACAUGAGAAAUCAUUUUUUCUUGUACAUAUUUGUAAAUACUGAAAGAGCAAAGUAAGUAAAAGUGUAUUUUGAAUAUUCUCAAUUUUUGAAGUUGAGUUACAAAAACAAAUGAACAACAAAAAAGGACAUAUAAAAAUAAUUCAAAACGACUGUUUGAAUGGCUUUGUGAAUUUUGUUCUCUAUGGGUAAAGACUCAAAUUCAUUGUGAUUGUUUUCUAAGUGCCGAAAUAAAAGAUGUCUCUCCACGUUUUGUUACUAGAUGAUCAUACACGGCUGUAGGAACCCAAAAGUUGAGCGCUGAUAAUUAUGCACCCCUUUUACUGUCAUAAACCUUCUUCGACCUGCAAACAGUGAGGCAAUUUUAAUUCUGCUUCCUUCUCUGAUUUUGGUUGUUGAUUACUGAUUCAGAUUUAUGUGCUUGCGUCAAGUUGAUGUUGUUUAUGGGUUUAAUGAAUAAGCAAAGGCUAACCAUUCAAAAUAGUAUAGUAGUGACUCGUCAGACAAGCUAAAACUUUGCGGUCAUGGCAACAGCACUGAAGAAAAUUUGUUUGUUUUGUUUUGUCUUUUUGUUGUGUUUUGUCUUCUUGUUUUGUUUUGACUGUGCUUUUCAGACUAUUUUGAGACUAUCAAUCCGUGAGCACAACCAGCCCAGAGAGAACAAUUAUAUUCCAUAAAUAUAACAGCGUCAUUUUAAUUUGUUGCACAUCAAGGACAUUUUACACCAGUUCAUGCUGUCAUUUGUAAAGAGCUGUAUUAUCAUUGCUUUUCUGAUAUUCUGCCAAAACCCUUUUUCUUUUUUGUACAACAGUACAACACCUCACACAGAGUAUAUAGACAAAAAAAACUUGUAUAUGAAAUGAUUUUCAUAAUUUACAUGUUGUGAUAUCUUUUUUCCUAAUGAGUCGCAAGGGAAUUCGUGAUUGGUGUAAAUGAAGCCAUGUUGGUACGCCCACAACUGUACAAACAUCUCUUGCAGGCAAUUCUAAAUAGUCCAAACACACAUAUGAAUUAUUUUUUACUGUACAAUUAAACUUUUACAUUUCUUUUUACAUGCUGUUUUGUAAUCGUUUUUCAGGAGGUUCGGACCAAUUAUGAAUCUCAGCCGUGUUAUGUUUGUGACCUAAACCAGAACAACCUUAUACACUUACUCCAUUUACAGCUACCUGUGUGUAUUGUCCUGUUGCCAUUCCACAGACCCUCUGAAAUUCGCCAUUCAUCAGAUUAUAAAGAAAAAGACAUUUGUCAGCGUGGAGCACAUAGACCAGUUUCCGAGAAGAUUUCACCCUGCACAUGCUUGUCAGUCAUAACUCAAGGUUGUAUCCUGUAUAUUUUGUACAAGUCCAAGUAGUUACUAAUGUGAACCAAAGUGAUAUAUUACACUGUGUAACACAACCUGUGGCUUUGAGAUGCCGACAGUGGUGGUAAGGAUGUGUAAUUUGUAGGGUUAAGUGUCUUCACUGCCUUACACUUGUGCCCCUUUGAUUUCAGAUAAAAAACAUCCAAUAUUCCAUGAAAUAUAACAGUAUCAUAGCAUAGUCUGUAACAUUACAUCUAAGGGAGACUCUUAUUUUAUUUAUGAAUAUGCUGCUUGGAGUUUCUUAAUCUUUAAUAAAGAAAUAUGGUUUACAUUG
Messenger RNA from Puntigrus tetrazona (Sumatra barb), 4834 nucleotides. RefSeq names its product glutamate receptor ionotropic, delta-1-like. Gene Ontology annotation, biological process: synaptic transmission, glutamatergic; modulation of chemical synaptic transmission; monoatomic ion transport. The record is from RefSeq and is a predicted model, not a curated record. The coding region runs from base 32 to 3058 and encodes 1008 amino acids. Gene Ontology annotation, cellular component: plasma membrane; postsynaptic membrane. Lineage: Eukaryota; Metazoa; Chordata; Actinopteri; Cypriniformes; Cyprinidae. The transcript is spliced from 16 exons. Gene Ontology annotation, molecular function: transmitter-gated monoatomic ion channel activity involved in regulation of postsynaptic membrane potential; glutamate-gated receptor activity.